UCUACUUUGACGUGUGUACGUCGGACAUGCUUUGAGUAUACUUAGAAUAUUCUUUUCAAAUAUGUCUCUCAUUAAAAAGAAAAAGCAUGUCUCCAAAAAGAAUAAGAAAGCGUGGCGUAAGCACUGUGAUAUUAAGGAUGUAGAGGACUUUCUGGAAGAUCAGCGCUUAGAAGAAAGGCUUGGUAAAUUUGAAGCUAAAACAGACUCUGAACUUUUCGUGGUGGACACGGUAGGUGAGGAGAAACCAGAGGUGGUUGAUGUGAAGCCGCUGACACUGAAGCAAAAGAAGAGAGCCCUCCUCCCAGUGACACCCAAAUGUUAUGAAGUCUUACUUUCUACUUCUAAGGUCCAAGAUCCGAAUGCCAAACGUAACUACGUCAAUCCAGUGGGGACCAAACCAACAGCUUUGAGCAAACUCUCUCUAAAGAAACAAUUUGAAAAGGGAGCUUAUUUGAAGAAAGUUGAGUUAGCUCGUAAGAAUAGAAGAAUUGUAAGAGAUAAGAAGAGAAGGAUAAAACAAAUAAGAAACACAUUUGAUAAAAACAUAUGGGGAGAGGAUUUGCCCGAGGUAAAAGGCAUUCCUUCCACUCUAUGCGAUGACUUCAUAUCAACGGAGGCACAGCUGCACAAUGUAUUACCUGAGCAACGUCUGCGUCCUAAGCCAGCACCACCCAAGACUGUGGUCACCCGGCCUGCUGUUGUCACCCCACAUCCCGGUGUCAGCUACAAUCCUUCGUACCAGGAGCAUCAAGACCUGCUGCAGCAGGUGGUGCAGCACGAAGAGAAACUGAUGAAGAAGGAGGCGCAUCUGCAUCGCGUCACCACUAGCAUGUUCAGCAGGCUCACACCAAACGAGAAAGAGAAUCAAUGGCGCGAGGAGAUGAGCGAGGGAUUGCCGAAGCCACACAACCCGGCUAAUGCACCCUCAACACCCUCGGAUGAUGACACAGACAAUGAGUACAAGGCCAUCAACCCUCCCGUCAAGAACAAGAAGAAAGAUCACAAGGCGAGGAGGAAACAGAAGGAGAGGAUAGCAGAGAAGGAGAGGCUAAAGAGGGAAAAGAUUGAUAAGAAGAAGAUUACUGAUAUUUAUAAGUUACGUAAGCUACAAACAUCGAUAUCAGGUAAAGAGAAACGCGAAGCAGAGCUGAGAGUGAAGCGAGCUGGUCGCCGCGCUCUGCUCGCCGCCACCGCGCCGCCCGCACUCAACGCGCACAAGACUCCCGCUCCUCAGCCUGACCUCGUGGAGCCCUCACACCUCUCCGGGGACCUCAGGAACAUCACCUCCACUGGGAAUCUUCUCCGCGAUCGUUUCGAAUCGUUACAACGUCGCGGUGCUCUCGCCGCGUCCAAGCUGAUGAUGACGAAGAAGAAGAGAUUGAAAGCUUACUUCAAACCUGGUCACAAGGUCACAGAGAAGGACGUUGAGAACUAUCUGCAGAAGAAAAUGGUAAAGAAGACAAAUAAGAAGGCAGUCGUCACCAAAUGACAGCUCAAAUAAAUAAUUUAAACUAAACUAA
Papilio xuthus (Asian swallowtail) is the source of this 1520-nucleotide messenger RNA. RefSeq lists its product as uncharacterized. NCBI's taxonomy places the organism in Eukaryota, Metazoa, Arthropoda, Insecta, Lepidoptera, Papilionidae. The coding region runs from base 62 to 1489 and encodes 475 amino acids. The record is from RefSeq and is a predicted model, not a curated record. The transcript has 8 exons. Gene Ontology annotation, cellular component: nucleolus. Gene Ontology annotation, molecular function: 5S rRNA binding. Gene Ontology annotation, biological process: ribosomal large subunit assembly; rRNA processing.